GGCAGGCGAGGCGAUAUGGCCACCUUCGAGCUCUACAGGCGGUCCACCAUCGGCAUGUGCCUCACCGAGACGCUCCAUGAGAUGGUCUCCAGAGACACCUUCAGCCCCGAGCUCGCCAUCCAAGUGCUCGUCCAGUUCGACAAGUCUAUGAUGGAGGCGCUGGAAAACCAAGUGAAGAGCAAGGUUACUGUCAAGUUAUGA
Molecule: messenger RNA, 201 nt
Organism: Hordeum vulgare subsp. vulgare (domesticated barley)
Lineage: Eukaryota; Viridiplantae; Streptophyta; Magnoliopsida; Poales; Poaceae
Product: transcription initiation factor IIA subunit 2-like
Exons: 3
Coding region: 16-201 (61 amino acids)
Biological process (GO): RNA polymerase II preinitiation complex assembly; transcription initiation at RNA polymerase II promoter
Cellular component (GO): transcription factor TFIIA complex
Molecular function (GO): TBP-class protein binding; RNA polymerase II general transcription initiation factor activity
Source: RefSeq, a predicted model, not a curated record